Molecule: messenger RNA, 961 nt
Organism: Clupea harengus (Atlantic herring)
Lineage: Eukaryota; Metazoa; Chordata; Actinopteri; Clupeiformes; Clupeidae
Gene: slc2a11a
Product: solute carrier family 2, facilitated glucose transporter member 11-like
Exons: 5
Coding region: 113-754 (213 amino acids)
Biological process (GO): dehydroascorbic acid transport
Cellular component (GO): plasma membrane
Molecular function (GO): D-glucose transmembrane transporter activity
Source: RefSeq, a predicted model, not a curated record
CUGGCUCAGGGAGAUUUACUCCAAAGAAAUGUGUGUGUGUGUGUGUGUGUGUGUGUGUCUUUGUCUGUGAAUAUGUGUGUGUGUAUGAGAAAUCACUGAAAUCUCCCCAACCAUGUGUCUCCUUUUACAGAUUUACUUCUACGCGUCCUACAUAUUUCAGGAGGCUGGGAUAGAUCCUGCUGCCAUUCAGUAUAUUACCAUUGGCACGGGCACAUGUGAAUUCACUGCCUGUAUAAUAUCUAACCUGCUGAUUGAGCGACAGGGCCGGCGGGUGCUACUGAUGGGAGGUUACAUCCUCAUGUCAGGCUGGGCUGUGGUGUUCACAUUGGCUCUGUCAUUUGAGCAUAAAGUGACCUGGAUGCCUUAUCUCAGUAUGGCCUGUAUCUUCACAUACAUACUCAGCUUUGGAAUGGGACCAGCUGGUGUGACAGGAGUGCUGCCCACAGAAAUCUUUAACCAGACUGCUCGUCCGGCUGCUUAUACGAUUGCUGGCUCUCUCAUGUGGCUGAAUCUGUUCAUAGUGGGAAUGCUGUUCCCUUUUAUUGUGAGUGGAUUGGGCCAGUUCUGCUUUGUUCCAUUCGGUGCAGUCUGCGUCCUCACGGCUCUCUACAUUGGCCUGUUUUUGCCCGAAACCAAAGGCAAGACCCUUCCGGUCAUUGCCAGCGAAUUUAACCGACUCAACUUCCGCAAACAGGAGAGGACCGGCCAGGCCGAAUACAAAUUAGGAGAAGUCCAACACUCCACGGCCCUGUAGUUGCAGACUCACUGCUGUAACAGGCCAUAACAAUCAAAGAUUGUGUGCUGUGACAAUCAAGGACUGUUGUUGUAAGAUAGUAAAGGGAUAAGUACGUUUUACUUUCAUGUAACCCAUCCACCCAUCCAUGUAGCCAGUACCAGUUUUUGUUUUUUAAAAUUAUGAUAAAAUUCUGCUCUUUCAGUAGAAACUACACUGAACACUGCA